Molecule: messenger RNA, 4527 nt
Organism: Scomber japonicus (chub mackerel)
Lineage: Eukaryota; Metazoa; Chordata; Actinopteri; Scombriformes; Scombridae
Exons: 8
Coding region: 1-4527 (1508 amino acids)
Biological process (GO): DNA integration
Molecular function (GO): nucleic acid binding
Source: RefSeq, a predicted model, not a curated record
AUGGGCGGGGUGGAAGUCCCUAGUUUAGUGGACACUGGUUCCAUGGUGACCACUAUUUCAGAGAGCUUUUUCCGCCGGCAUUUUGAGCCUUGGGGUCAGGAGCGCCUCCGCUCAUGUCACUGGUUACAGCUGAGAGCUGCUAACGGCUUAGCAAUUCCUUACAUUGGUUACUUGGAGCUUGAGGUAAAACUCUGUGGUAAAGUGAUGCCCCGGUGUGGUGUGUUAGUUGUAAGGGACCCCCCUGGUGGUGUGCCAGCUCGAGUGCCUGGUGUGUUGGGGAUGAAUGUCAUUCGCAAAUGCUACUUUGAGCUCUUUGGACAGCAUGGUUUGGCUUUGUUCUUCCAGCCUUGUGUCUCGGAGGCUCCGGGGCCUGUUGUGCAGGCCUUGCAGCGGUGCCAUCGUGCCACUAUUGCAGCACCGCAGGACAGCUCAGGGAGGGUGAAGGUUAGGGGUAAGAAAGCUUGGCGCAUCCCCGGUGGUGUCAUGAAGAUUGUGGCUGCCACCUGCUCUGCACAGUUUUCAGGCUCAACCGUGCUGUUUGAGCCUCUGGACUCUGGUCUGCCUGCGGGGUUGCUUGCCUCUCCCUCCCUGGUUCGGGUCAUCAGGGGCACAGCCUACAUACCAGUGGUUAAUGUCGGGUCGGUGGAUGUGGUGUUGUAUCCCCGCACGGUAGUUGGCACAUUGGACACUGUUAAUGUUGUCAGCCUCCCAUCUGGAGUCACUGAGGUGCCAACCGGGGCAGCUACCAUGUCAUCCCAGACGGUCUCGGCCACUGUAUCACAGCAGAUGGGGGAUAUGGACCUGUCGGCUCUUUCUGCCGAGCAACAGGAUCAGGUGAAAGCUCUCCUUGGUCAGUACUCCAGUGUCUUUGCAGCUCACGAUGGGGAUCUGGGUUGUACAAACCUGAUCUCCCACGAUAUCCCCUUGGUUGAUGAUGCUCCUGUCAGGCAACGUUAUAGGCGUAUCCCCCCCUCAGAGUAUGAGGCUGUUAAGGAGCACAUAAACCAGCUGUUGUCAACACAGGUGAUUCGAGAGAGUAGCAGUCCCUAUGCCUCCCCCAUCGUGCUGGUGAGAAAAAAAGAUGGUAGUCUCCGCAUGUGCGUUGACUAUCGGCAACUCAACAGUAAGACCAGAAAAGAUGCCUUUCCUCUACCACGCAUUGAUGAGUUCCUCGAUGCGUUGUCCGGUGCAUGCUGGUUUUCUACUCUGGAUCUGGCCAGCGGUUACAAUCAGGUGCCAGUGACAGAGGCAGACCGCCCAAAGACUGCAUUCUGCACACCAUUUGGUCUGUUUGAAUGGAACAGAAUGCCAUUUGGUCUUUGUAACGCCCCCAGUACCUUUCAGAGGUUGAUGCAGCGCAUUUUUGGGGAUCAGCAGUGCCAGUCACUGCUGCUAUACCUUGACGACAUUGUGGUUUUCUCUUCUUCAGUGGAACAACAUUUAGAGAGGCUAAGGGUGGUACUCGGUCGGCUUCAGGCUGAAGGCCUCAAGGCCAAGCUUAGCAAGUGCGCUUUCUUUCAGAAAGAAGUCCACUAUUUGGGUCAUGUGAUUUCCGGUCAGGGUGUCUCCACGGACCAAGGUAAGAUUGAGGUUGUAGCCAAUUGGCCCGUCCCCACAACAGUCUCUGAGCUGCGGUCGUUCCUGGGCUUCGCCAGUUACUAUCGGCGUUUUGUAGAGGGCUUCGCCAAGCUUGCUGCCCCUCUGCACAAAACAGUGGCUGAGUUUGGUCGCACUCAGGCUAGUAGGGCAUCAGAGCGUGGGGUUAUCAAGUGCUGGACUGAUGAAUGUCAACAGAGUUUCCAGGCACUGAAGACAAAGCUCACAACUGCCCCUGUGCUCGCUUAUGCAGACUUUUCCCUCCCCUUCAUUUUGGAGGUAGAUGCAAGCUAUGGUGGUUUGGGUGCCGUGCUCUCCCAGGAGCAAGCCGGUAAAGUAAGGCCCAUUGCUUACGCCAGCCGCGGUUUGAGGCCCACUGAGAGGAACAUGCAGAACUACAGUUCCAUGAAACUUGAGUUCCUGGCCCUUAAGUGGGCCAUGACCGAGAAGUUCAGGGAGUAUUUGUUGGGUCACAAAUGCGUUGUCUAUACAGACAACAACCCCCUGAGUCAUCUGUCCUCAGCCAAGCUGGGUGCUACUGAGCAGCGCUGGGCCGCCCAGCUUGCGUCGUUCGACUUCGAGAUCAAGUACCGGACAGGGAGAAGUAACAGAAAUGCUGAUGCACUUUCUCGUCAGCACCCCCCUGGUCCCCAGAUUGUGGAAGUAAUGCUCCCUGGUACUGCUGUGCCCCAGCCUUUGCAGCAAGCUUUAGGGUUGAAGGUCGAGGUAAGCACAGCCACUAUCGUGGCCUUACCACAGCACACCUCCCCUGAGAUUUGUGCUCUCCAACAGUCUGACCCUGUCAUCCACCCACUGCUGGUGUUUUGGGGACAGAAGCAGCGGCCCAGUCCGGAGGAGCAGGUUCAGUUGUCCCGGCCUACAUUGGCUCUGUUGCGGCAGUGGGACCGACUGGUUGAAAAGGAUGGAGUCCUUUAUCGCCAGGUGUUUUGGUCAGACGGGGCGGAAGCUGUGCUCCAGCUGUUGUUGCCAGGUGCGAUGGUGAGUGAGGUGUUGACCAAGGUCCACCAAGAGCAUGGGCAUCAGGGAGUAGAGCGCACGCUGGCGCUCCUCCGGUCUCGAUGCUACUGGCCUGGCAUGUCCGCUGACGUGGCCAAAUGGUGCCAGGAGUGCGAGAGAUGUCAGGUUGCUAAAGAUGUUCACCCAACAGCUCACAGCUACAUGGGACAUCUUUUAGCUUCACGCCCCAAUGAAAUCCUGGCCAUUGACUACACCACUUUGGAGCCUGCACAAAGUGGUGUGGAGAAUGUCUUGGUGAUGACUGACGUCUUCAGUAAAUACACAAUAGCUGUCCCUACCAGAGACCAGCGCGCCCCCACAGUGGCUAGGGUGCUUGUGUCCGAAUGGUUCUUUAAGUUUGGAGUUCCAGCUCGCUUACAUUCUGACCAAGGCCGUAACUUUGAAAGCUUGCUUAUUCAGCAGCUUUGUGGCUUGUACGGUAUUGUGAAGACACGUACUACCCCUUACCAUCCGGCUGGGAAUGGACAGUGUGAGCGGUUCAACCGCACACUCCAUAACCUGCUGCGCACCUUGCCGCUAUCUCGGAAGAGAGACUGGAACUCGUGCUUGCCUCAAGUGUUGUAUUGUUACAACACCACUCCCCAUCAGGCUACUGGAGAGAGCCCCUUCUUCCUGAUGUUCGGCCAGGAACCCAGGUUACCAGUAGACUUCCUGUUAGGUAGGGUUGAGAGCCCUGUUGGCGGCACGGUUCACGAGUGGGUCCAGGAGCACCAGGCUCGGUUGCAGGUGGCCUUGGAAGGUGCAAGGGAGCGCUUGCAGCAUGCAGCAGACCGCAGGAAGGAAGGGCCACCUUCUGAGGAUAGCUGCUCUUUUGACUAUGAUCUGGUAGCUUUUGGGCCACAGCCUUCUGCGGGUUCUUCUGCCCCACUCCCUACUGGAGCAACUGCUCUGACCCAGUCCUUACCCCAAGCGCCAGCUCUACCUGCCUCCGUUCCCCCUGAGGGUAAUAUGCCAGGGACCUCUUCUGCAGGUGUAUUGUUACCUCUAGCCCCACCUGGUGGGGCCUCUAUUUCUCACAUUGGCUCCCCGGCCAGUCAUGCUGGUCCCAGCCAUGAGGCACCACGUCGGACAGCAAGGUCCACUGCUGGACAUCACACUAAUGUUCAUCGCCUCCCACGUCCAGUGAAAUUGCUGCUGGCCAGUGGUGGUGUUGGUGUCCUAGUGGUGGUGGUGUCGUCCCGUUUUUGGUGUGCUGUGUCUCGGGAUUCCUCCUCCAGACCAGCUAUGCCCUCAACAUCAUCAGAGGAGCCUUCAGAUGAAGAGCUCGUCAAGGCGGUGGGAUGGGCCAAGUUAGGUCUGGAAGUUUCAGGAGAUGGAGAGCAGGCAGGCUUCUCUGCUCGUGAUACGGUCAGAGUUACCGUGUCCUCAAAAAGGGGGCGCCUUCUGCGGGACAGCCCUGGAGAAACAAACCAGGAGUGGAUACAGCGCCUUGGGCUGAAUUACCUCUCCCUGGAGGAUGAUGACGAGGAGGAGGAGACCUCAGUUUACAGGCCUCUCAUCUGCAGAUCUAAGCCACAGGACAAGUCAGUGCAGUGCUGGACUGAAGAGGCCACACUAUUCUUACAGGACUGUUUUGAGGACACCAUGCGGGAUUUCUUUGAACAACCAGACAUUGAGUGCCACACUUUCACUGUACUGUCAUACAUCAGCUUCUGCAUGGACAAUAACAUCACAGACUACAAGCAACGCCACAAGACCCGCUCCCCUGCUGACACCUCUCUACUGGACCAACUCAACACCUUUUUCUCACACUUUGAAGAAGACAACAGCAGACAGGCAGAGGACACACUUCUAACACCAUCAGAACAUGACCAGCCCCCCACACUCAAACAACAUCAGGUACUGCGGGUCCUGCGUGGCAUCGACAUCAGCAAAGCACCAAGACCGGAUUGA